CAGCGCUCGACGGCGCUCGACCGUCCCACGCGACCCAAGGCGACGAUGAGGGGACACGAUCAUGCAGGCGGGUCAGGAACGGAUUCGGCUGCCCUGUUGCAGCUGCUCAGAGUAGUAGCAGAUGCUAUCAUCGAGGUCUUCCUGCUUUGUAUCGUGGGCUAUGUGCUCGCACGGAAAGGCAUCGUGGACGACAAGACGAAGAAGCGACUGAACCAUCUCAACGUCAGCCUGUUCACGCCCUGUCUGCUCUUCAGCAAAGUCGCUUGGUCCCUCUCGCCGGACAAGCUAGCAGAGCUGUGGGUGGUCCCCAUCGGCUUCUGCAUCGUCACAGGCGUCAGCGCGGGCGUUGCGUACGUCAUGGCGAAACUGUUCAGACUCAAAAAGAGCCAGGCUGCCUUUGCGAUCGCUUGCUCCAUGUUCGGCAACAGCAACAGUCUACCUAUUGCGCUCAUGCAGAGUCUCGUCGCUACCGUCAGCGGACUCAAAUGGGGCAAGGAUGACGACAAAGACCAGAUGCUCGGUCGAGCGCUUUCGUACCUCGUCCUCUUCUCCACGCUCGGCAUCAUCCUGCGUUGGUCAUACGGCGUCAGAUUGCUCUCGACCGCAGACGAUGAGGAGCCAGCGCAAUCGCGUAGCAAUUCCGCCCUGACGCCCUCGCAGAAUGUCAUUCCGAUCGUCGAGUCAGAGAAUGCUCCCCUUUUGAGACGAUCAAAGUCGAGCGAGGAUCGCUUCAUCGAACGGACAGAAUCAGCUUCCACGAUAGUCAAAACGCCCAGCCCAACAGAUCUCUCGCACAAGGCCCGAGUGUCGUAUGUCGACGAGCCAGAGAGCAUGCGGGAUGAGACUGCCGAGCCACAGAUGAUGACAGGAGAAGGCAAGCAGCCGCCAGAUUUGCGUCCUUCGAGUGUCUUCCACUCUUUCCCCAACACGCGGCAACACACGCCUGCUACGAGCGAAUGGGGCAAUGAUGACGAUGAUGACGAAGAAGAUGAGCGACAUCGUCUAGAAGGCCUCAACAGUCAAGAAGAAGACGAGGACAGCGAAUGGGGCGUUUCGCGCGGUGUGGGCCGAAGAGAUCUCCCUGCGCCUGCUUCGUCUAGGCUCCAAAGCCGAUUCCGCAAAAUCUGGUCUUCCUUCAAGGCCGGCACCUACAGAUGGAUCGGCUCACCUUCCAUGAAGCUUGGAAGGGGCAUCGGCAAAUUCAUGACCGUACCGUUAUGGGCUGCGCUGCUGUCGAUGGUCGUCGCCUGCAUUCCGCCGCUUCAGAGCCUACUGCACGACGUCGAGCCGCUCAAGGGCGCUUUACGAAGCGCAGGCAAUUGCUCAGUACCGAUCACGCUUGUCGUCUUAGGGGCCUAUUUCUACAGACCGCCUGCCGACCCAGCGCAGCCGCGUAGAAUGCCCAUCCGCCGAAGAAGUACCGCGCCUGAUCUGGGCGAAGGUCGCAAAGCCGAAGAUCAAUCACGUUUCAAGAAGAUCAUGAAUCGCUUGCCGCUACCGUCUGCCUCGGCGCUUCGUCAAUCGGAAGCUCAAGCGCCAGGAGAGACUCGGACGGUGAUGGUCGCUAUCCUGUCAAGAAUGAUCAUCACGCCGCUCAUCUUGCUACCUCUGCUCGGCUGGUGGGCUUCUAAAACGAUCAACGUCGCUGAUGAUCCUGUUUUCAUCGUCACUGCUUGUCUCAUCAUUGGAGCUCCGCCCGCUAUCACCCUGGCCCAGAUGACUUCGGCAGCAUCGGAUGCCUUUGAGCUGCUCAUCACCCGUACGCUCUUUGUCGCGUACGCCAUCGUCACCCCGCCUACGACGGUCUUGCUUGUGAUCGUUGGCUUACUGCUCGAUCAAUGGCAAGACGGCGUCAAAGGCGGUACUUGAUUUCCAUCUGUAGACUUGAAACGUGUUGUCACAUCACUGCACAUGCAAAAUCGAGCUCAAGAGCUGCAAGAUAAAGUACAAGCUACAAGAAUGACUGCGUGAGGGACUAUAAGUAGCCGGAUUGAGAGACUUUGAUCGUCGGGUCCGGAUCAUCUUCGUUUGCGGCAUCCGAGAACGCGCGAGAGACGUCACCUUCCGAGUCUGCGUCGGAUCGAUCGUAUAGAUCUGUCA
Molecule: messenger RNA, 2100 nt
Organism: Mixia osmundae IAM 14324
Lineage: Eukaryota; Fungi; Basidiomycota; Mixiomycetes; Mixiales; Mixiaceae
Exons: 8
Coding region: 46-1869 (607 amino acids)
Biological process (GO): transmembrane transport
Cellular component (GO): endoplasmic reticulum; membrane
Source: RefSeq, a predicted model, not a curated record